AUGUCGGCGUCAACGUCGCUCUUUCAAGUCUACCUGCGUCUACGCCCGCCGAUCCAGGCUUCCUCGAAAGACCGCACCGACCCGUGGUUGAUUGUCGAGCCACCCGCGAGCGCUGAAACUGGCGAAGAAGUUGCGAACUCCGAGACGAUGCGACAUCCCACACACAUCACUUUGCAGCCUCCAAACGAGUCACGGAAGCGAGCCAUAGAGCGGUUUGGAUUCACAAAGAUCUUCAGAGAAGACGCCGGGCAACUCGAGGUAUUCGAAGAGAUUCAGGUCGUAGAGAAUGUGAAAAACGUCCUUCAGACCGGUAGAGACGGUCUAAUUGCGACACUUGGAGUUACUGGCAGCGGAAAGAGUCAUACAAUCCUAGGUUCAAAGUCACAGCGAGGCUUGACGCAGAUGUCGCUUGAUCUGCUAUUUCAAUCAAUCGGUCACAAUCUCAGAUGUCCGACUCACCCAAAUCGAAUGACCGAUGCUGGCCUCUUGUCGUCUUUGCAGAUGUCGGACCCAUCGGAGGCGCACAUCCAGUCAGCAACUGCUUUCCUCGACUCGAUUUACAGCGAUGGCGACCGAGCCAGACAAUCACGUGCGCAGACGCCCAUGUCUAGAGCACAAACUCCCAUGAUGGUACGCACUGAUUCCGGAGAGCUUCCCGCCUCUUUCCCUUCCUCCCCCCUCUAUAGUUGCACAGGUCCCAACGCGGAUGACAACGUAAUCGUACGAGAUUACGGCGUCCUCCACCACUCUGCCCGCUUCAAUGAGCCCAAGAAGAAGGAACUUUGGAGACCUCCAGCGAAACUUCCAUUCUGGCGCCGCUUGACCCCUAAAAAGCAAACCGCUAAACUCGUUGUGCAGGAAACUCCUUCUAACCACUCUCGCAAAAUGCCCUUACCACGGCCAAGUGGACUCCCUCAGAUACCCAACGUUUCUUCUUUUGCCGUGGAUCCUAAUCCUGACACUGACUACGUGGUGAUGGUCUCCAUGUACGAGGUGUACAACGAUCGGAUCUUCGAUCUUCUUUCAAGUCCAGCCGCAGGCGCGAAUGCAACGACCACAAGACAAGCGGCAGCUCUACAGAAAGGGUUGACGCGCAGACCACUUCUCUUCAAGAAUACUGAGCUAUCGCCCGAUCGAAAAGUGGUGGCGGGGCUCCGCAAAAUCGUCUGCGGCAGCUAUGAGGAGGCAAUGAUGGUGCUGGAAACCGGGCUCACCGAACGAAGGGUAGCAGGCACUGGAUCCAACAGUGUGAGCUCUAGAAGUCACGGCUUCUUCUGCAUCGAAGUCAAGCGCAACACACAUGGCCGUAACAAUGGUCGGUACGGCCCCGAGAACUGGAAAGGCAGCACCAUAUCAAUCGUCGAUCUGGCUGGUUCUGAACGAGCUCGAAGUGCCAAGACGACUGGCUCGACUUUGGCUGAAGCUGGUAAGAUCAACGAGAGUCUGAUGUAUCUGGGACAGUGCCUGCAAGUGCAAAGCGAUUGCCAACAUGAUGGAAGCAAGCCUAUUGUCCCAUUCCGCCAGUGCAAGCUGACCGAGUUGCUCUUUUCCAACUCGUUUCCUUCCUCAAGCAACCCAUCAGCGACCACGAGGGCAGCUCAGAAGGCAGUCAUGAUUGUGACUGCUGACCCUCAGGGCGAUUUCAACGCAACGAGUCAGAUACUCCGGUACUCAGCACUUGCACGCGAGGUGACAGUGCCCCGAGUGCCGAGUGUCACGAGUCAGAUGGGCGUCAAGUAUCCAAAUCUGAACAAUGGUCGCAGUUCCCCACAAGACCAGUAUUACUACGCGCAAGAGCUGGAACAAGCAACCAAUGAAGUCAUGCGGCUAUCGGAAGAAUGUGAUACCCUUGCUGUGCGCUUGGCUCAGGAAGAAAUCAAGCGCACGGAGGCUGAACUGAAACUUCAACUCGUGGAAGAACGAGCCAUGGAUCAGGAGGCACAGAUUCGCGAGGAGUGUUGGACGGAGAUGGAAGAGCACAUCGCCCAGGAGAAGGAGCGUUGGCGGGCUGCUUGGGAGGAGGAGCGACUUCGUGGCGAGAAAUAUGUUGAUGGCAAGCUCGACAUCUUAUCUCGUAGUCCCACCAAGACAAGAGCGAGAUAG
Molecule: messenger RNA, 2103 nt
Organism: Cyphellophora europaea CBS 101466
Lineage: Eukaryota; Fungi; Ascomycota; Eurotiomycetes; Chaetothyriales; Cyphellophoraceae
Exons: 2
Coding region: 1-2103 (700 amino acids)
Biological process (GO): microtubule-based movement
Cellular component (GO): nucleus; kinesin complex; microtubule
Molecular function (GO): ATP hydrolysis activity; ATP binding; microtubule binding
Source: RefSeq, a predicted model, not a curated record